This is a messenger RNA of Lodderomyces pseudojiufengensis, 3294 nucleotides long. Its product is annotated as RSC chromatin remodeling complex ATPase subunit. The record is from RefSeq and is a predicted model, not a curated record. Gene Ontology annotation, cellular component: nucleus. Bases 1 to 3294 code for a protein of 1097 amino acids. Lineage: Eukaryota; Fungi; Ascomycota; Pichiomycetes; Serinales; Debaryomycetaceae. Gene Ontology annotation, biological process: positive regulation of transcription by RNA polymerase II. The transcript has a single exon. Gene Ontology annotation, molecular function: ATP binding; histone binding; ATP-dependent chromatin remodeler activity.
AUGAAUGGUGGUAUUGCAACAUCAAAUGGAAAUGGUUUAUUUCUGGAACCCACCAAAUCAAGACAACAACAAUUUCAAUUUCCAAAAGAUAAGUUGGAAUUAAAUUAUCUACUAGAUCAAUACUACAAACUAUUAAUUGGAUCAAAAAGAAAUAAAGAUGAAACUUUAAAAUCAGAAUCUACAACUGCAAUAACUGAUCCUUAUCUUGAGGAUAAGAAGGAGAUUGAAGAUUUACUAGCAAAGCUUAACUCACAACAAAAAGAUUUCGAAAAGGAAGAAGAGAAUUUUCUCAACGAUUUAUUGAUUGAAGAUCCCGUAGAAUCAUUAGAUUUUUCAUUAUUUGAAAAACAAUUAGCAGGAUUUAAAUUGCUAUCGAAAGAUUAUGACUUGCCGGAAACUUUGCAAUCACAACUACAACUGAACAACAAAACCCAUCAGAUUGAUAAUAUAAUCGAAGAUUUAACAACCACCAAAAUAGAUUUUGAAGAGAGAGCAGCAGCUUCAGGAGUCAUCCCAGAAAAUAUGUACCUGGAUUUAGGCUUAAAUUAUGGUUCACUUGAUAAUAACUAUUACAGAGAGAGAAUAAUCACAAAUAAAAUUUCCCAGCGAUUGAAAGAAUUAGAGAAUUUACCUGCGAACUUAGGUACUUUCAAUGGUCCAAUAGAUGAAUUGAAAAUGAAGGCAUUAGUUGAAUUAAAAUCCUUGAGAGCUUUAGCAAAUCAAAAGAAAUUGAAAAAUUUAAUAUUAUCUCAAAAUUCAAUGCUGGUGAAAUACACACAUCCAAAUUUAAAAGACAUUCCAAUAUGUCUAUCCGAGAAGAGACAAUUUGGUGUGAGACCUAAAGUCGAACAACAACAUCCAGAAUUAUUAGCUAUUCAAUUACAGAAGUUGAAAAAACAAGAAGCUAAAGAAUUAAAACGUCGACAACAAAAGGUUAAAGUUGAUCAAAUCAUAGAAAAUUCCAAUAACAGAAUUGAAAGAAAUAAUAUAAUAGAUAGUUAUAGAAAUGUUCAUUUGGUUAAACAAAUUAACAAUUAUCACCUGAUUACAGAAAAAGAGGAAAGUAAAAAAUUGGAAAAGAAUGCCAAACAGAGAUUACAAGCAUUAAAAGCAAAUGAUGAAGAAGCUUAUCUUAAAUUGUUGGAUGAGACUAAAGAUCACAGAAUUACACAUCUUUUAAAACAAACCAAUCAAUUUUUGGACUCCUUGACUGAACAAGUUAAAGCACAACAGGAUGAAGCAAAUGGUACGAUAAAAAGUGCGACUCCAGAAGUUAUUGAAGAAGCUGGUGAUGAAGAAAUUAAAGAUGCCAAAGAAGAAUUACGUGAGAAAACGGAUUAUUAUGAAGUUGCUCAUAAGGUUAAAGAGAAAAUCACGGAACAGCCAAAGAUUUUAGUAGGAGGGAAAUUGAAAGAAUAUCAAAUGAAAGGUUUGGAAUGGAUGGUAUCACUAUACAAUAAUCACUUAAAUGGAAUAUUAGCAGAUGAAAUGGGAUUAGGUAAAACCAUUCAGUCCAUUUCGUUAGUAACAUAUUUGAUUGAAAAGAAACAAGAAUCGAAGUUUUUGGUCAUUGUCCCAUUAUCAACUAUAACGAAUUGGACUUUAGAAUUUGAAAAAUGGGCUCCUUCGGUUAAAGUAAUAGUGUACAAGGGUUCGCAACAACAAAGAAAAUCCAUGCAAAAUGAUAUCAGAUUUGGAAAUUUUCAAGUUAUGCUUACCACAUAUGAAUAUGUUAUUAGAGAACGUUUAUUACUAGCAAAAUUUCAUUAUUCUCAUAUGAUUAUAGAUGAAGGUCAUAGAAUGAAAAAUGCAAAUUCGAAAUUAUCACAAACUUUAAGGCAAUACUAUAAAACCAAAAAUAGAUUAAUUUUAACUGGUACUCCCUUACAAAAUAAUUUACCAGAAUUAUGGGCAUUAUUAAAUUUCGUACUUCCGAAAAUUUUCAAUUCAGUAAAAUCAUUUGAUGAAUGGUUUAAUACUCCUUUCGCUAAUACUGGAGCACAAGAAAAAAUAGAAUUAACUGAAGAAGAAUCGCUUUUAGUUAUAAGAAGAUUGCAUAAGGUUUUAAGACCAUUUUUAUUGAGAAGAUUGAAAAAAGAUGUUGAAAAAGAUUUACCUGACAAAGUUGAGAAAGUAUUAAAAUGUAAUUUAUCUGGUUUACAAUAUGUGUUGUAUCAACAAAUGUUGAAACAUAAUGCUUUAUUUGUUGGUUCAGAAGUUACUGGUGCUAAAAGUGGUAUCAAAGGUUUGAAUAAUAAAAUUAUGCAAUUGAGAAAAAUUUGUAAUCAUCCAUUUGUAUUUGAAGAAGUUGAAACUGUUUUAAAUUCAACUAGAUUAACCAACGAUUUAAUUUGGAGAACCAGUGGUAAAUUUGAAUUACUAGAUAGAGUUUUACCGAAAUUCCAAAAACUGGGUCAUAGAGUUUUGAUGUUUUUUCAAAUGACUCAAAUAAUGGAUAUCAUGGAAGAUUUUUUAAGAUUUAGAGAAAUGACUUAUUUGAGGUUGGAUGGUUCCACAAAAGCUGAUGAACGUCAAGAUAUGUUAAAAGUAUUUAAUGCACCAAAUUCGGAAUAUUUUUGCUUUUUAUUAUCAACAAGAGCAGGUGGUUUAGGUCUUAAUUUACAAACUGCAGAUACUGUAAUAAUUUUUGAUACCGAUUGGAAUCCUCAUCAAGAUCUACAAGCACAAGAUAGAGCUCAUAGAAUUGGUCAAAAAAAUGAAGUUCGUAUUCUUAGAUUAAUUACAAACGACUCAGUUGAAGAAGUUAUAUUGGAAAGAGCUCAUCAAAAAUUAGAUAUUGAUGGUAAAGUUAUUCAAGCAGGUAAAUUUGAUAAUAAAUCUACAGCUGAAGAACAAGAAGAAUUUUUAAAAAAAUUAUUGGAAGCAGACGCAACUGGUGGAGAUAAUGAUGAGAAUGAUUCAUUGGAUGAUGAAGAAUUAAAUGAAAUUCUUGCAAGAAGUGAAGAAGAAAAAAAUAUGUUUAAUGAAAUGGAUCGUCAACGUAAAAAUUCAGAUCCUUAUGAUCGUCAUAGAUUAAUUGAAAAAUCAGAAUUACCAAAAAUAUUUACAGAAGAUAUUUCACAUCAUUUUGAACCAAAUGUAAAAGAAUUAGGUAGAAUGAGAGAAAAGAAAAAAGUUAUGUACGAUGAUGGAUUAAGCGAAGCUCAAUGGUUAAAAGCAAUGGAUGAUGACGAUGAUACUGUGGAAGAAGCAAUAAAAAGAAGAGAGUUAAAUGCAAGUAGGAGGAAAAGGAAAAGAGUUGAAGAUGAUGAAGAGGAUGAUCUAAUAAUAUAA